AUGAGCGAUUGGUGGCUGAACGGCUUCCUCUACCCCGAGCCGGUUAUACCGUCUGACUUUUCACCAUCUUUUUGGAUCCUCCACGCCCUCACGACGGUGACACCGCAACGCUUCGAGCAACUCCUGCGCGCCUGCGAGAUCGACGAACAAGCGCGCGCCAACCUUUUGGCUUAUCUCACGCACAACAACCUCGCGUUUCAGCCAUGGGUGGAGGCACGCCUGGAGGCGAUACUAUCGCCCGUAACACGUCUGCCACCGGAGAUUCUGAUCGAGAUCUUCAGGCUCGUCGCCGAGCUUGCUCCUCCGUGGUGCGCUUUCCCCGAGGAGGACGAGGACGAGGACGAGGUCCACUGCAUGGGAUGGAUCAGUCUCAGCCAAGUCAAUCGUCGAUGGAGAUACCUCUGCCUGAGCAUGGCCGACCUAUGGGCAUUACAUAUCACUCUCCAUCCGGACGUCACAGCGCUCUUCCUGGAACGCGCGGGGCAUGGCGCUCCGUUGACCAUCCAGGUCGAACGGAACAACCCUCUGGCGUUCGACGCGGACUUUGCUUGUCUCGUGUCGACCAAGCUCAUCGAACGUCUGACAAGGUUGGUUUGGUGCACUCCUGAUGCGCCGAUCGUGCGAAUGUUACUCGAUGCUCUCCAACGCGAAUCAGCCCUGUCGUCGCUGAAUUUUCUCCACGUCGAGAAACUAGGUGACCGGGAAGAUGAUCUAUUUCGCCAGAUCUACGGCGUUGGCCCCAUUGACCUCCCAAACGCAACCAACAUCGGCUUUCAAGAUUGCUUCAUCCCCUUCAACGCCCCUCGGCUGGUCAGUCUCGACCUCUCCAUGCUACAGAUCUCGUGCGCCCAUCUCUUCGAUUCCCUGCGGAGAUGUCCAGCAUUGAAGUGGCUGGAGCUCGAGGGGUGUAUUUUCAGUGGAGAUCUCACCGAUACGAGUUGUGCGGUCGUCUCGCUACCGAACCUCCGAUCCUUCACUUUCACCGGGUUUGCGGACGAGGACACGCCACUUGGCAUCUACAGCUACAUCAUAGCGCAUUUGCUCUUACCCGCCUCGGCCUUCUUGUUCAUCAACUUGAACGACCAGCCCGGCGACCCAGAGGAGUUCGACCACUUCGUGCCCGCCGUACGAUCAAUCUGGCGCGAGGACCCGCCUUCAGGGCUGUGGAUCCUUCGCUGCAGCCGUCCCGACGGCGCGACCUUCGAGUUCUUCUCCGGUAUAUCGCACGAUCACGCGAAGCCGCGCUACGAACAUCCGGCCGAAGACUUUUGGAAAUCUAAGCGCCGCGCUCAGUUUCGUAUUAGGGGCUCGGCGAAUAACCUCGCGCGGGCAAUUCAUACGCGGUUGGAUAUACGCGCGGAGCUGGCUGCGAUCCAGUACCUCUCGGCCGAGAUGGGCGCGUUCGACUUGGAGGGGUGGGUCCGUAUGUUUCAAGCUCUGCCCAACCUACGAACGCUCCAGUUGAUUCGCCGCGUUGGUAAUGAGAACGAUGAGGCGACGGGUGCCGCUCGACCGGCUGGCUCUGUGGACGUCUUCACCGCAUUCGCGUCGCCCCCCGCAAUCGCCGUUGCUUCGGCGCAUGGCACCUCAAAUACUCCAUCACCUGCCCCUGCUGCCCCACCCCUUCCACGCCUCGACACUCUCUGGCUUACGAAGUACGGGGACGAGCGUGGUAUACACGAUCGGCUCAUCCUCAAGCAUUUGACCGCGGCCGUCAGGAAACGCGCCGAGCUCCGCGCGCCGGCUUUGACGAGUCUGAGGCUGGACUUUGUCGAUGAGCCUAAAGAGGAGGAAGGGGAGGCGGGAAGAUGGGGGGAUAAGUGCGUGUUGAGUCGGUUGGUUGAAAGUGUUAGGUGGAGGGGCGUUGGUGGUAUACAAAGUUAG
Messenger RNA from Peniophora sp. CBMAI 1063, 1884 nucleotides. NCBI's taxonomy places the organism in Eukaryota, Fungi, Basidiomycota, Agaricomycetes, Russulales, Peniophoraceae. The record is from the annotation of a GenBank genome assembly.